Messenger RNA from Eucalyptus grandis, 1548 nucleotides. RefSeq lists its product as uncharacterized. The record is from RefSeq and is a predicted model, not a curated record. NCBI's taxonomy places the organism in Eukaryota, Viridiplantae, Streptophyta, Magnoliopsida, Myrtales, Myrtaceae.
AAAAGCGAAACGGGCGGCUCCGAUUCCACGGUCCACAUGCAAACCCGUAGGGGAGGGCGCCACGUGGCGAGACCCCUCUCGAUUCCAGAGCCGGCUUCGAUGGCUGCUGGCCCUUUUGACCUUGUUUUCGGCCGGCGGAAGCUCGCGCCUUUCUACCAUCCCCGGGGGAACGAAGGCGUGGCCGAGGACGCGAGGAAGAAAGCGAGAGGAGGGGAGAAGAACGCCAAGGCGCAAGCGUACAAAAGAGAGCAGCUGACUUGGUGCAGUGCGUGCUCAGGAAAGUGGGGAGAGAGAGAGAGAGAACAAGAACGAGGUCAACAGCUUUGUUGUUUACGUUUUUGAUGCUUGAUUGAAGCUGAGCUCAAUGGCAAUGGCAGCUGAGCUCAUCCCUCGCUCCACGACAAACCGGCAGGAGAUGAAACCGAUUUAUAAAGGAGCUCUUUUUCUCUCUCUCUAGCUCGCUCUGCUCUGCCCUGCGCUUCUGUUUUGUCCUUUCUUUCUCUCUCUUCCGGCUUUUCAUUCUCCCUUCCUCGAAACGAAGCCUCUCUCUCUUUCUCUCUCCCUCGAAUUAAACCAGAGGUGGGUUCUGCGGCUGCGCUCUGUUCCGCUCCGUUCGGCGUCGUGUCAUUUCUUGAAGGAGCUCACGAGACUUCCGCCACCACCACCGAACCGGUCCUCGGCCUGCUGAGGGGAGCGGAAAUGGACGGCUUCGAUCGGAGGAGGAGGCGGAAGAGGAGCCUGAAGGAGCGGCUCGGGUUGAAAGCCAUGGCCUGCUGCGGCGGCCCGAUAUGGGGCAUCCGGUCCGCCGCCAUCAGCGUCCGCGACGACGACGAGGGCGACACCGAGAUCCACCACCAGCUGCCGCAAGAACCGCCGCCCCCGCUCAGCCCAGACCCCGCGAGCGUAUCGGGUCCGGAACCGGCCUACGACCCGAUCGACCGGGCCCUCGACCCGGGCUGCGGCGUGCCCGAGGCGCAGCCGGCCGGCUCCCCAGCGGACGGCGGGGACGGCGAGGGGGGACGGCGGUGGCGGUGGCGGCGGCGGCGGGGGGUGGCGGGGAGCGACGCGUUGUGCUGCGUGUGCAUGGGGCGGAAGAAGGCGGCGUUUAUCCCGUGCGGGCACACCUACUGUAGGGUGUGCUCCCGGGAGCUGUGGUUGAACCGAGGGAGCUGUCCCCUCUGCAACCGCCCGAUCCUCGAGAUCCUCGACAUCUUCUGAAUCCGACGGUCCCCCACGCGCCUCUGUGUUCGCGACGCGUCAAAUUUGCGCGGGGUUUUUAAUUUUUUUUUUUUUUUACCUUUUUCUAUUUUCAAUUCUAUUGAUUUCAGCAAAAGUGCCAAAGAAAAAGGAAAAAAGAAAAGAAAAGAAUUUAGAGGCCAAAAAGACAUGAAUGCUUUGUGGGUGAAUUUGGCGUUACAACCUUAGACCUUGGUUGGACCAAUCCCCGCCGGCUUCUUCGUGGGAAGGAAAUGUAUUAGCCAUGUAAUCUGACCCAUGUUGAAAUUAUACAAUUGAAUUGGAUUGAAGUGAUUGGAAUUGUCGAGAAAA